Messenger RNA from Python bivittatus (Burmese python), 968 nucleotides. Its product is annotated as ferritin heavy chain A-like. Gene Ontology annotation, molecular function: ferrous iron binding; ferric iron binding. Gene Ontology annotation, cellular component: cytoplasm. The record is from RefSeq and is a predicted model, not a curated record. Lineage: Eukaryota; Metazoa; Chordata; Lepidosauria; Squamata; Pythonidae. Gene Ontology annotation, biological process: iron ion transport; intracellular iron ion homeostasis.
GAGUGGUCGGCGGCGGCUGCGCACGUCCUUCCUGGCCGCUUUAUAAAAGGGGCGCGAAUCUCUUUGUCCUGCAGAGCUCGGUUCUUGCUUCAACAGUGUUUGAACGGAACCGGUUCCACCGCCUUCGACCCCCUCUUUCCUCAUCCCUUGACUCGAAACAGACGAGGGAGCGACUGACUGCCAGCCGAUCCCCCAGCUCCAGCAGGAUCCCCCUAGGCCGGACGCCGCUGCCUGUUGCCCGCCUGUCUCUUCAUCUGCGCCUUGCAGCCCACCGGAGAAAUGGAGUCCCAGAUCCGCCAGAACUACCACCGCGAGUGCGAAGCUGCCAUCAAUCGCAUGGUCAACAUGGAGCUGUAUGCCAGCUACGUCUAUCUCUCCAUGGCUUCCUAUUUUGACCGGGAUGAUGUUGCCCUUGCGCACGUCUCUAGCUUCUUUCGGUCUCAGUCACACGAGGAGCGGGAACAUGCCGACAAACUGCUGAAAUUCCAGAGCCAGCGUGGUGGCCGGGUCCUUCUGCAAGAUAUCAAGAAGCCUGAGAAAGAUUCCUGGGGGACCACUCUGAAUGCCAUGGAAGCAGCUCUCCAGCUGGAGAAGAAUGUCAACCAGGCCCUUCUGGAUCUGCACCGUUUGGCAAGUGACCAAGGAGACCCACAUCUGUGUGACUUCUUGGAAUCGCAUUACCUCGAUGAGCAAGUCAAAGCCAUCAAAACACUGGGCGACUACAUUACCAAUCUCCGGCGCUUGGGCACAACCCAGGGGGGUCUUGGAGAAUAUCUCUUUGACAAGCACACCCUAGGAGAGAGCAGCAGCUGAUUUUACCUUCUCCCCAAAUUCCUGGGAGUCACUUCCCCUGAACCCACAAAAACCAGCCCACUGCCAUCAAUUUUGCUGUGCCCGAGUCAAGGAGGGCUUGUACCUGCCACCUCUCAGUUGGCAUGCUUCCAAUAAACAAGGGUUCACCUGUUUUA